Molecule: messenger RNA, 1335 nt
Organism: Penicillium canescens
Lineage: Eukaryota; Fungi; Ascomycota; Eurotiomycetes; Eurotiales; Aspergillaceae
Exons: 5
Coding region: 1-1335 (444 amino acids)
Biological process (GO): transmembrane transport
Cellular component (GO): membrane
Molecular function (GO): transmembrane transporter activity
Source: RefSeq, a predicted model, not a curated record
AUGUCUACUUGUGUGAUCCAAGAAUCGCAUGAUGUGAGUUUCAUCACGCUCGAGGCCCUGCCUCGCCAGCAUUCAGAUGCAGAUUUAACGCCAAGCCAUCCCCCCGAUGGGUUCCCGGUGUUGGAAAGGUGGAACCAGAAUCGUCUCAACAUGUAUCGAACAUUUGCGACGUUCUGGUGUUUUCUCGUGAUGGGGGCCAAUGAUGCUGCUUAUGGUGCCAUAAUCCCAUAUCUGGAAUCAUAUUACCACCUCUCCUAUACGAUAGUGUCUCUCGUUUUCUUGUCGCCUCUGGUAGGCUACACGGUCGCGGCCUUUCUCAACCAGCGCAUUCACAACACCUUUGGACAGCGCGGUGUCGCCCUUCUCGGGUCAGGGUGCCAUCUCCUGGCCUACGUGAUCAACUCUGUUCACCCACCAUAUCCAGUACUCGUUGUCUCUUUUAUCUUUGCAGGAUUGGGGAACGGCGUUGAAGACGCAGCCUGGAAUGCAUGGAUUGGUAACAUGGCCAAUGCAAACGAGGUGCUGGGGUUUCUGCAUGGAAUUUACGGGGCUGGGGCAGUCGUUAGUCCGUUGAUUGCAACCUCGAUGAUUGCGAAAGGUGGCCUGCCGUGGUAUUAUUUCUAUUAUGUCAUGGUUGGGUGUGCGGCCAUCGAACUCGUCGUUUCCAGCGCCUGCUUCUGGAAAUCCACCGCUGCCGAAUUCCGGGCGGCGAACAGACAGUCGGUUGAGGAAAAUAAAAAGGGUGGCCUCAGGGAUGCACUCUUUAAACGUCCAUCGGCCCGGGUCACAUGGCUUUGUGCCUUGUUCCUGCUGGGCUAUGUCGGUGUCGAGGUCGCCCUCGGAGGGUGGAUUGUUACCUUCAUGAUUCGAGUCCGACAAGGAGGUGCUUUUGCUAGCGGCAUGACCGCCACCGGGUUCUGGCUCGGCAUCACAGUGGGACGAGUGAUCCUGGGGUUCGUGACGCCCCGGGUGGGUGAAAAGAUUGCCAUCUCGGGGUACAUUGUUUGUUCGAUGGCCUUUGGUCUCGUUCUGUGGCUCGUUCCCCAAUUCUAUGCCUCGGCCGUGGCAGUCUCCUUGCAAGGUUUCUUCCUGGGACCUCUCUUCCCAGGUGCUAUUGUGAUGCUCACCAAGCUUCUACCCCGACACAUGCAUGUCACGUCGAUUGGGUUCGUGGCCGCGUUUGGGGGCAGUGGAGCAGCAAUUCUCCCUUUUGCGGUGGGUGUACUGGCACAAGCCAAAGGAGUCAAGGUGCUGCAGCCGUUCAUCAUUGCCCUGUCAGGUGCCAUCCUGAUUACAUGGCUGGGACUGCCGCGGGUGAAGUUCAGCAGCGAGUAA